Molecule: messenger RNA, 1677 nt
Organism: Dromiciops gliroides (monito del monte)
Lineage: Eukaryota; Metazoa; Chordata; Mammalia; Microbiotheria; Microbiotheriidae
Product: butyrophilin subfamily 1 member A1-like
Biological process (GO): T cell receptor signaling pathway; regulation of cytokine production
Cellular component (GO): external side of plasma membrane
Molecular function (GO): signaling receptor binding
Source: RefSeq, a predicted model, not a curated record
GUAGCUCUGAGCAAGAUGGUGGGUUUUCUGAGCUCCUUUGUGCCCAUCUUCCUCAUGUUCCUCUUUCUUCUGCAGAUGCCAGUAAAGGGAACAGAACAAUUUUUGGUGCUUGGACCAGCUGAACCCAUCAUAGCCUUACUGGGGACAGACAUUUCAUUACCCUGCCAUCUCUCACCCUCGAUGAGUGCAGAGGACAUGGAAGUCAGGUGGUUUCGUUCCCAGAUCUCUGAAGCUGUGUUCGUGUUCCAAAUGGAUAUGGAACAGACUGGAGAGCAGCUAGUGGAAUAUAUGGGGAGGACAGAACUUAUAAGUGACUUCAUUACUGAGGGGAGUUUGGCUUUGAAGAUCUACAAUGUUCAAAUUUCAGACAAUGGAGAGUUUCGGUGCUUUUUUAAAAAAGGCAAUGAACAUCGAGAAGCAAUUCUGGAAGUGAAGGUGGCAGGUCUAGGAUCUGCUCCGCAGCUCCACUUGGCAGGGUAUGAGGAUGGAGGAAUACUGCUGGCAUGCACAAGAGAUGGAUGGUUCCCACAACCCCAGGUGCAGUGCAGAGACAAUAAGGAAGGGAAGUUACCCUUCCUUUCUGAGACCCAGGCCCAAAAUGGAGAUGGUUUAUUCCAUGUGAAGGCAACGAUUUUGGUCCAAGACAGUUCUGUGAGGAAUGUAUCCUGCUCCAUCCACAACACCCUCCUGGGUCAGGAGAAAAUGUCAGCCAUAAACAUACCAGAGUCCUUCUUCCCCAGGACUUCUCCCUGGAAAAAAGCCCUAAUUGGGAUCCUUCCUGUGUUUGGGAUUCUCCUUGGCAUCAGUAUGUUUUUGAGACUGAAAGACAGGAAGAAUUUAAAGAGAUUGCAACAGAAAAUGGAAGCAGAACAUGAAGCCAAAGAAAAACUCACAAUGGAGCUUGAAAGGAGGAAGGCUCUCUAUGAUUCAGAGUGGAGGAAGGCCCAUAUUUUUGCUGAUGAGUACUGGAGGAAGGAACACUUUAAGGCAUUGACUGUGACUCUGGAUCCAGCCUCUGCUCAUCAUGACCUCAUUCUCACAGAGAUGAAGAAGAGUAUGAUCCUGAUUCAAACAAAAAAGGACCAGGAAGAAGAAAACUGCAGUGUCCUGGGCAAGGAUCCCCUUAUGUCUGGGAGAUAUUACUGGGAGGUGAAGGUAGAUACUGGGAAAAACACCACUUGGAAUUUUGGUAUUUGUAGAGAAAAUGCAAACAAGGAAGGGUGACUCAGAGAGUCCCCAGAAAAGGGUUUCUGGGUGGUGGGAUGUUAUAAUGGGAAAUUUCAGGCAAUGACUAUGUCAAACUGGGGGAAAGACUCUCCAUCCCUUGGGCAGCCCCCACAAUGUGUGGGUAUUUUCCUGGAUCAUGAGGAAAGAAACAUUUCAUUUUAUAACAUGUCAGAUGGGUCUCACAUCUACAACUUCCCCAAAGCCUCCUUCUCUGGCCCCGUGUAUCCAUACUUUACUGUUCAGUCUGUCAAUACAUCUUUCACCAUCUGCAGUGUGUCAGACAGAACCAAGGGUAACCCUGCCCCUUCCCAGGAGACCCAAGUGGCCUGCCAGGAGCAGGGAGAGUUUCAUGGCCUUGGUGACAAGAAUUGGGCUUCAGAGGACAAAUCUCCCACAACACAAUAUCAUUCUCCACCUCAUUAUAAGCCUGUGUCCCAGGAUACCCAGUAA